AUGAAACUAUCAACAACAACUAUUAUUGGACUAUUUGUCUUUACUUUUGCUUUACUUUCAAUUGCAGAAGCAAAGUUUAUUAUUUCUGAAAGGGAAUUUAAUAGCAUGUUCCCAAACCGUAACAAAUUUUACACUUACAAGGGUUUGGUUGAAUCACUCAAUUCCUAUCCUGCAUUUGCCAAUGAAGGAGGUAUUACUGGAGAAAAGAGAGAAAUGGCAGCUCUCCUGGCUCACGUCGACCAUGAAACUGGUGGAUUAAAGUAUAUUCGUGAAAUCAAUCAAGCCAACUGGAACUCUUAUUGUUCACCAGCCGGAUCAUGUGGUGGAAAGCAAUACUAUGGUCGUGGACCACUACAAAUCUCUUGGAAUUACAAUUAUGCUGCUGCUGGAAAGGCUCUCAAGUAUGACCUACUCAACAACCCAGACUUGGUUGCUACCAAUGCCAAGAUUAGUUGGUCUACUGCUAUCUGGUUCUGGAUGACUUCUACCGGUGCCGGUGACCGUACUUGUCACAGAUCAAUCGUCGCUGGAUCAUUCUCUGGUACCAUCAAAACCAUCAACGGUGCUUUAGAAUGUAAAGGUAAAAACACCGAUCAAAUGAAUUCGCGUAUCAAUGCUUACAAAAAGUUUUGUGGUAUCGUUGGUGUCAAUCCUGGUAAUGAUUUGGCUUGCUAA
Cavenderia fasciculata is the source of this 675-nucleotide messenger RNA. Its product is annotated as endochitinase. Bases 1 to 675 code for a protein of 224 amino acids. The transcript has a single exon. Gene Ontology annotation, biological process: cell wall macromolecule catabolic process; chitin catabolic process; carbohydrate metabolic process. The record is from RefSeq and is a predicted model, not a curated record. NCBI's taxonomy places the organism in Eukaryota, Evosea, Eumycetozoa, Acytosteliales, Cavenderiaceae. Gene Ontology annotation, molecular function: chitinase activity.